Messenger RNA from Physella acuta, 1532 nucleotides. Its product is annotated as phosphopantothenoylcysteine decarboxylase-like. The record is from RefSeq and is a predicted model, not a curated record. Gene Ontology annotation, molecular function: FMN binding; phosphopantothenoylcysteine decarboxylase activity. Lineage: Eukaryota; Metazoa; Mollusca; Gastropoda; Physidae. Gene Ontology annotation, biological process: coenzyme A biosynthetic process. Gene Ontology annotation, cellular component: phosphopantothenoylcysteine decarboxylase complex.
AACUUACUAAACUAGAUUAGGCCCUAGACUCUAGCAGAUUCUAGUUCUUCUGUCUAUAUUAUAUAUCUAUAUAGAUUCUAGAUCUGUGCCUCAACAAAUGAAUAGUUUUAUUUUUAUUCUAAACUAGAUCUAGAUCUAGAUCUAAAUGCCCGCCUGUGUUAUAGAUAUAGGACAGGCUACUCAGUUUAGUUUAUUAGUAAGAGAGUAACUACUAUUUUUUAUUUUUCGGAGUGGAAUGUUAAAUGAGAAAGAAAAAAGUGAUGGCAAAGUUGUAUUUUUUCUUAGUUCUUAUUAGAUUUUAUUGUUGGUGGGGAUCACGCAAUACGUCCAACUAAUUAAGUAUCAUGUGGCAGUUGAUUCAGACUAUGAACAUCUGCUGGAAGGCGAUUGAUUUGAGGGUUUACUUCCCCAUCUGAUGUAGGAAUGGCAAAUGUAAUCUCUUACAAUUAUGUUUUAUAAUAGCUCUACAAAGAAUAUUUUAUAAACUAUAAGAAAUUAAUUUGUAUUAAAUUCAAACAGGUAAACUGCAAUUAAUAUCAACAUUUGACAAACUCACGCUCCAUAUGAUGUCACUACAUAUUCUGAUAGGUUGUACUGGAAGUGUUGCUUCUAUCAAGGUUCCAAUUUUAGUGCGGGCACUUUUGGAGCAUUUUCCUCAGUCAGAAAUCAGAGUUGUCUCAACAGAGCACGCACAACAUUUUUUCACUAAAGAGGACAUCCCAGUACCUGUUCUCACAGAGAGGGAUGAAUGGGAGACCUGGUCUAAAAUUCAGGAUCCUGUAUUACAUAUAGAAUUACGAAAGUGGGCUGAUCUGCUUCUAAUUGCCCCUCUUGAUGCCAACACAUUAGCCAAAAUUGCUAAUGGUAUAUGUGAUAAUUUAUUGACUUGUAUUGUACGAGCAUGGGACAAUCAAAGACCUCUCCUUUUUGCCCCAGCUAUGAAUACAUAUAUGUAUGAGCACCCAUUAACCUCUAGCCAUAUACUGUCAUUGAAGAGUUUGGGCUACAUAGAGAUACCAUCCAUUUCCAAGAAACUUGCUUGUGGAGACACAGGUUAUGGAGCUAUGGCAGAGGUAUCAACAUUGGUGUCUGCUGUAGAAAGUGCUGUAGUUCAAGUUCCAGCUUCAGCCCAACUUACAUAAAUCUUCCAAUUUCUGGUCACAACCAUGGUUGUGACUUUUAACUUUAAAAAAAAAAUUGUUUUUGUGCAUUUAAAAGUGUGUUAAAAAGUCUUUUAUAAUUGUUUUUUUUUAAAAUAAAUCUUGGGUAUCAUUCCCAUCUCUUCCUGUCAACAGCCUUACUAAUUUAACAAAUCAGCAUUCCAGAUCUGUUGUUUGAAUUGUCUAUUCAUAUAUCAGUUUAAGUUUGGAUUUUCACAAAUAUUGAGAUGUUCUGGUCUAUUUUUAAUUUUUGUUAAGUGAUUAUAUUUGUUAUGUAAAUAAAAUGUACACAAUUUCUAUGUAAUUUGUUAAUGAUACCAAUAAUGUACUUUUUUUAAAGAUAAUAAAAGUCAUUUGAUGUUUCCUAUUUAA